Molecule: messenger RNA, 2005 nt
Organism: Rhopalosiphum padi (bird cherry-oat aphid)
Lineage: Eukaryota; Metazoa; Arthropoda; Insecta; Hemiptera; Aphididae
Gene: wds
Product: protein will die slowly
Exons: 8
Coding region: 230-1183 (317 amino acids)
Cellular component (GO): Set1C/COMPASS complex
Molecular function (GO): histone binding
Source: RefSeq, a predicted model, not a curated record
GAUGGCGGUGAUCAAAGCUCGGUGUUUAUAGGUCCUAGUGUCCUACGAAUAUAAACAAACACGAAUUCUAACCAAAUCCGACUGACGGAAUAUUAUUGCUUGAUGAGCCUAUUCGACAUUUAGAUAAUACCAAGAGGUUUUCAUUACCCAAAUUUCUGGAUCAGGAUCGAGUUAUUGAACGAACUCGUUAUUAUUUGUAAACAGCACUUCAUCCCCUGUUGGCCAAAGUAUGCAGCCGGCCAGGGAUCGAGAAAAAUCCUCCAGCAAUGUGAAACCCAAUUACUCGUUAAAAUUUACAUUGGCUGGUCACACCAAAGCUGUGUCGUCAGUAAAAUUCAGUCCAAAUGGCGAAUGGCUAGCGAGUUCAUCUGCUGACAAAUUGAUCAAGAUUUGGGGUGCUUAUGAUGGCAAGUUUGAAAAGUCUAUUGCUGGACAUAAAUUAGGAAUCAGCGAUGUCAGUUGGUCAUCAGAUAGUCGUCUUUUAGUAUCUGCCUCAGAUGACAAGACUUUAAAAGUUUGGGAAUUAAGUUCGUCAAAAUGUGUCAAGACGCUUAAAGGCCAUAGUAACUAUGUUUUUUGUUGUAAUUUUAAUCCACAAUCAAAUUUAAUCGCUUCUGGAUCUUUUGAUGAAAGUGUAAGAAUUUGGGAAGUAAAAAGUGGUAAGUGUCUGAAAACACUUCCUGCUCAUUCUGAUCCAGUUAGUGCUGUUCAUUUUAAUAGAGAUGGAUCUCUUGUGGUCUCUAGUAGUUACGAUGGUUUAUGUCGUAUUUGGGAUACUGCCAGUGGUCAAUGUUUAAAAACACUGAUCGAUGAUGACAAUCCACCUGUUUCAUUCGUAAAAUUCUCACCUAAUGGAAAGUACAUCUUGGCAGCCACCCUUGAUAAUACACUAAAAUUAUGGGAUUACACAAAAGGCAAAUGUCUUAAAACUUAUGUUGGCCAUAAAAAUGAGAAAUACUGUAUAUUCGCAAAUUUUUCUGUGACUGGUGGAAAAUGGAUAGUUUCGGGAUCUGAAGACAAUAUGGUAUAUAUUUGGAAUUUACAAUCAAAAGAAAUUGUACAAAAAUUACAAGGUCAUACAGAUGUAGUUUUGUGUACUUCAUGUCAUCCAACAGCAAAUAUAAUUGCGUCAGCAGCAUUAGAAAACGACAAGACAAUAAAACUAUGGAAAAGUGAUACUUAAAGAUUAAUUUAAAGUUUAAUUAUUAUUUUGUAUAAUAUGUAUAAAGGGAAUGGUUAUAUUCUCCUGCCUUGUGACUAUAGUCUUAUUUUCAUUGUAAUCAACUGUAAAAUUACUUACAGUAAUAGUAAUAGUUAAAUUAUUAUUUUUACUAUUUUUUCUUAUUUUUUUGCUCAAAACUUAAAUAUUAUUUAUUAAAUCAAAUAUACAAUUGUAUUGCCUUCAAAUAUAAUAAAAGAUAAUUUGCCUCAAAAUAAAUUAUCUACAAUGUUUAAAGAUUAUAUAUUGUACAAAAUAUGACUGCUUUAUCACAAGUAAAAUACUAAAAUCUUAAAAUUGAUUAUAAAUAUUUAAUUUAUGAAAUAUUAAUAGACAUGUAGUGUAGUAUGUUUUAUAUUAAAGUUUUUAAAUUUCAUUUCACUUUUAAGUUUGUAUGUCCUAAGAUAAUUAAUUGUUUACUGUCAAUAAUUUUAAAAAUCAAUACUGUCAAUGAAUCCAAGUAUUAAUUUAAUUUUAAAAUUUACAAUAAUACAUUGCAGUUCAUAUAUUUUAUAUAUUAUUUGUUUACAAGUAAAUUAUUUUGUACUUUUAUAAAUUGUAAAGUAUUUUUCUGGAACUUUUAAUUAUGUUUUUAAAACUUUAAGUACAUAAUUCUAAUAAUAGAAAUAAAUUGAACUCAAAAUGGUAUUUUUUGUUCUUGGGUACCGCUUAUAUAUUUAUUCUAAUACUUGUUUAAAAUAUGUUGUAAUACAAAAAUUAGUUUUGAUGAAAUGUAUAAUAUUAAUAAAUUGUAUGUUAAAAUAAAGCAAAUUUCUAUCAUUUUAA